UCACUGCAGAUUUAGGAAGGUCCACUUUAAUUAAUAGAGUUUAAUUGUUUAGUUGAUUAAUGCUGACAGCCCUAAUUCUAAUGUAUCGUCUCUGACUAUAAGCUUUUAUGUAUAGUUAUAAGAACUGAAAUGCACUUUUGUUUAAUGUAGACAGAACUGAACGGUUUAAAAACCUGCCAUUAAACCGGUGUGCAGUGAGAUGCUCUGUCUGUUCAUUAUUUGGCGUGUGUGCGGAUCUCAGAGCGGGAUGAGUGAAUGACCAAACGCAGCGUAUAUUUAAAGAACAUCCUGUCAGAGAACAUGUAUAGUUACACAGCUCUCACACAAUGCUGCGUUGUUUUCCCUCCUGAGGGCCGAUGGGGGAAGUGAACAUGUAGCCGUUUUUGGAGAGGAAUUUCAGCUGCAUUGUGUUGUGAGUCUGUGAGUCACAGUGUGUUUGCUCCUCUGGGGGUCAAGGCUAAAACACAGUUUCUCUGUGGGUAAUAUUUAACAGACUGAUUCAGAUGUUUAGUCACACUGUGAGAGGCUGGAGUGGAGAAUCUUCUUAAAACAUCUGUAGGAGGUUAUGAUUAAGAGUGGAAUGAUGGCGUGACUGGCUCAGUGGAAUCAUGCACGGCGUCCUCCUCCUCCAGCUGGUUCUCCUGGCAUGUGUGAUGGACGUGGUGCUCAGUGCGAUGCGACUGGAGCCGAGGAAAGCCACAGUCCUGCAGGGCGACGAGGUGUGCUUCAACUGCAGCACUGAUGAACCGUGGGAUGUGAUGGUGUGGCAGCUAAACGGCCGAUCAAUGCUGACCAUUUCUGCACUGCAUGGCCCUCUGGGACACAGCGACAGCAUCUGGGCAGUGAACCACUCAACCUCAGCUGUCUCUGUGUGGGAAUUUGUCUUGAAGAGUCCAGAAUUCAGGCCCACAGUUCAGGAGGUCACCUGUGAACUGCUGCCUGAUAUGGUUCACAGAGAGACUGCAGCUUUAUCAGUGCAAGUAGAGGGACGAGUGCUGAUAUCGGGUGGAAACGUGUCCACUCAGGUGGGAGCACCUGUGGUCCUGCAGUGCCAGGCUGUGGGCUGGUACCCCGCCCCUGCUGUAGAAUGGAGCAUUAAUGGAGCCACAGUGGAUGGCAGUCAGUUCAACAGCAGCAGCGUCCAGGACCAAACUGGACUCUUCAACAUCACCAGUGUCCUGCAGCUGAGAGUGGAGAACAUCUCCAGAGUGGAAUGUUCAGUCUCUAUACCUGCUCUACCUGCACCGCACACCUGCACUGUCUUCAUUUCUGCAGUGCCUCAAGACAGCAACAGCGUGGUGGUGAUCGCUGUUACAGCAACGGUGUGCAUCAUCGCUCUGCUGGCGCUCAUCACUCUGAUCUUCUUCUGCAGACACAAAAUAACAAAGUCCAAACUAUUCCAGGAUCAGUUAAGCUUUGGUCAGCAGAAUACUGAGAACAACUAUGAAGAAAGAGAAGGGAAAGUUAACUUCGGGUACCACCCUGAAGGUCCUACAGGCUUCAGUAAUCCACCGCAGGCUGACACUGAGACAACUGCAGCCACUCAGAAGGUUCCUGAUAUCAUCUACAUCAUGUCACGAGAGCCCAGACAGGAGAGUGUGACUGACUACGUCAAUGUCCAGAGAAGAGACGGAGUGAAGAAAAUUCGUCAGACCACCACCGUCUGACCCCCACAGGCCGGAACAAAUCUGACCUACUGACCACAAACAAAGUCUUUUGGGUUCUGAAUCACUCCAGAAGGAACUUUUACUCAGAUCUAGAACCAGUUUCCUUCAUAUCGUCACUCUGGGGACCUUAUAACUCUAUUUUAAAGCAGCUUGGAAACUCCAGCUGCUGUUUUCAUCGCGUGAACCUAUCAGAAAUGCACUGAAAUGACCACUCUCUACUUUAAUGUACAUUAAAGUGAAGAAUGUUUUAAAGGUUCCAGUUUGGAGAGAUGAGGCCUGUUUCCUACCAGUUAGAACAGAAAACAUCACCUGUUUUUAUUUGUUUAUUUUUUUUUCCCUGUUUCUGACAGCAGUGCAAUUAUUAGGUCAACAUCAUUACUUAUGGUCUCAAAGUCUUGACUUAAGAUCUCAAAAUAAUGACUAAUUUCCUCACAAAUUUGAAUGAUUAAGAUGAAAUUCUGACAUUCUGUAUCCAAACAUUUAUUUAUUACAUUUUAAUGACUAAUAAUUGCUUAUUUCAGGAUUAAAGACAUUAUUUUAAUGAUUUUCUUUCUGCUGACAGUAACAAAAAUGUGAUUUAUUUUCUCCUUUAUCUGACUGGAAUGGACUUCUAUUCACUCUAUCCACACAAAAGAUGGUUCUUCAAGGGUUCUUUAGAAAUUACAAUGCUUCUCUAUAGAACAAUGGGUUCUGUAUAGAGCCAUUUCAUCUCUAAAUGGUUCUUUUCAUGGUUAAAUUGUUCAGACUGAUGGAGAAUGUGUUGUAUAUGUAUAUGGUUCUGUAUAGCACCAAAAGGGUUCUUCUAUUGUUACAAGCUUGGCAUCGGAGCAAUAACAGAACCCUUUUUGGUGCUACACAGAACUAUUUUCUAAUUUGGUACUAUAUUGAAUCAUAUACAACACAUUCUCCAUCAAUCUGAAGAACCUUUUCACCAUGCAAAGAACCAUUUGAGCAUGGAAUGGUUCUGAAAAGAAUUUAUAGAUCUAAAAAGAACUUUGCUAAAAAAAUUCACCAUUCAGUUUACUAAAGAACCUUUUUUGGUGCUAUAUAGCACCAUGUACAACACAUUCUCCGUCAAUCUGAAAAAUCUUUUCACCAUGCAAAGAACCACUUAAGCAUGGAAUGGUUCUGUAUAGAGCUUAUGGUUCUAAAAAGAACCAAGAACCUUUUUGGUGCUAUAUAGAACCAUAUGCAACACAUUCUUAAUCAAUCUGAAGGAACGUCUUACCAUGCAAAGAACACUUUAAGUGUGAAAUGGUUCUGUAUAGAACUCAUAGUUCUAAAUAUAACCAUUCCCCCUACUAAAGAACCCUUGAAGAACCAUCUUCUUUGAAGAGUGUAAUGUUGUUAAACAGUGAUGAUGUGUUCAAAGAGCAUAAAGAUCUGGAUUAAAAGGUUACAGAUCAGUUCCUGUGAAGAUGGACGCUGGUUUGUUCUGCAGGUCCUCAGAUCUUCUGUCUUCAAAGCUGGGUGUUAGUUUUGUUUAUGUACUGAAAUAUGGAUUUUAAUUGUAUUGUCCUUGUUAAUUUCUAUUACAGUUGUAAUUACAGAGCACCACUGUCUUUAAACAGCACAUCACUCACAAACUGUGUGCCACAGAUCUUAAUGCACUGACUCCACUGUGUGGGAACGAAGGUUUAACUGAGGUUGUUUUAUGAUUAUUAUUAAACGUCUUUGACUCUAAUUGA
Colossoma macropomum (tambaqui) is the source of this 3355-nucleotide messenger RNA. RefSeq names its product immunoglobulin superfamily, member 5b (gene igsf5b). The coding region runs from base 609 to 1667 and encodes 352 amino acids. Gene Ontology annotation, biological process: cell-cell adhesion. The record is from RefSeq and is a predicted model, not a curated record. NCBI's taxonomy places the organism in Eukaryota, Metazoa, Chordata, Actinopteri, Characiformes, Serrasalmidae. The transcript has 9 exons.